Messenger RNA from Endocarpon pusillum Z07020, 1944 nucleotides. RefSeq lists its product as uncharacterized. The coding region runs from base 1 to 1944 and encodes 647 amino acids. The transcript has a single exon. Lineage: Eukaryota; Fungi; Ascomycota; Eurotiomycetes; Verrucariales; Verrucariaceae. The record is from RefSeq and is a predicted model, not a curated record.
AUGACAGAAGCUGGUCCCCUGGACGAGCUUUUAGGUCAUUUGAAAGGACUCCAGAACGCCUCUAAUGACGAGCGCUUGAACACCCCCCUUGUGGAGCAAUCUCGCUUCCUCCUUCGAGACACCGACGUGAAGCCAAGUCACAUUGUAGAACUUGCCAAGCUAACUCUCCCACUACUUAGGACGUCACAGGAUGAUCUUGAACCUCUCGUGAGGUUCCUCUCAGACGCUAUUGAAUUUGUCUCCUUCGAUGACUUGCGAACGUCGAUACCCGUGGAGGUAGUUACGGAGGGUCUCUCAUCGUCUGUCCCGGCCGUCCAGGGGUUGAGUCUCUCUUAUCUGAAGACGGCUGCACAGUCACCCAGUGGCGCUGCAUCUGUGGCCAAUGACGACGCUCUGGUAAGAGGCUUGAUCAAGGUAUUCCUCACCUCGAAAUCCACAGAUAUCGGCGGCACAAAAGCACUUGAGACAAUUCUCCUUCUUCUAUCAGUAGACAACCCAGAGGAGGUCACCACAGUCUCCAAUAAUGGCGCGGUAGGGCAGACUAGUGGACAAGGUCUUCUUUGGCGAAGGAUCUUUCAUGAUGAAAGUAUAUAUGGUCUGUUCUUCCAGUUCACCUCGGACCAGGACCCUAGCCACGAUCUUUCGAGAUCAGACAUCACCACAGCGCAAGCCCGGCUACUUGAUUUCAUCUCUGGGAUCGCCAAAAUGCGCUGGGAUGCAAUUCACGACUCAACGAGACCUUACAUACAGACCUCGUCCAGCUCUCAAUCCAGAGGCAAUGCACGCGAACGAAGCCUUCUGAGAUAUGCCACCCUCACCAUGGUGGAUCGGACAGAUCCUCUAAUGACAAACAUACUCGUCAACUUCCUUACCACAUUGCUACAGCUCAAAAGUCCAGCUGGCUGCUCUGGUAUAUCUUCCAUCCCUACAACAUCCUCACCCUCUUUGGAAUUUCUGGUCGCGUCAGGCCUACAUCAGAGAGCCCUCGACUACUAUCUACGGAGCGAAGAACUUGACAAGUUUGAACUUCAGUUCCUGGCAGGUGCACAAAUCCGAUAUCUUUGCGCAUAUACAGACCUGUAUCCUGAGCACUUCAUGCAAGAACCAGAUCUUCCAAGAAGGAUCAUAAAACUCUUGGAACAGAACCUACAUAUCAGCGGAGCUCGCUGGGCCCAUGGUUUGGCGCCAGUCCAAGAUCUUAACGUGCUGGCACACUUACCAGUCAGUGCCCUGGUAGGAGCCUCAAGAUCUACCGAGAAUCCGGUGCUGCUUUUGCCCACAAAUCCGGCGAAUGCAGACGCUUUGGAAAUACUGGGCAAGGUUUUCCACGGGCCGAGUGCGAACACUUCUGUAAUCGAAGAGGGUUUGGUAGCAGGAUCAGAGCCCUUUAGCAGAGGUUCCCAAGCAGCCUCAGCCCGCGUACUGUUCUACCAGUAUCAUGAUAAGCAUCCCGAGUUCUGGAGCAACGUUGCAGCUGCCAUGAACGUCCUCGCAAUGCCACGAGCUGCAUCAGCCGCGAUUGCCUUAGUUAGAAGCAUCGUGACCGCUGACUGGGCACGACUGCCCGAUCAUACUCCAAACAGUUCUGGACCGCUGUCUUUGCUAACAGAACAGGGUAUAAGCGAGCUCUGCGGGGGCAACGUGUCAGGCACUGGCAUGGCAGAAGUCUUGAAUGCCGGUGAAUCAGCCGUACAAUCACUUCUCAUGCCAGUCAAGACCGUUGGUGGAGAUGCUGAAGCUGCAAGGUUGGCAUGGCGAAUUGGAAGAGAGAAGUAUGAUGUACUCGUGCUGAUGUCAGACCUGAUGAAGAAGGGUGUGGGCAAGAAUGAGGUACCAAAACAACUGUGGCAGAACAUCGCUGGAGGUAUUCAGGAGAGGAUAAGACUUGAUGUAGGCGGUGCUUAUACCACUCAGACAAACCUUGUCAGCACGCUCGGAGGAUGA